This is a messenger RNA of Solanum dulcamara, 3145 nucleotides long. Its product is annotated as F-box protein At5g49610. The coding region runs from base 250 to 1332 and encodes 360 amino acids. The record is from RefSeq and is a predicted model, not a curated record. Lineage: Eukaryota; Viridiplantae; Streptophyta; Magnoliopsida; Solanales; Solanaceae. The transcript has a single exon. Gene Ontology annotation, molecular function: protein binding.
UAUUUUGUAACAAAAUCAAGAAUUAGCCAUUCCAUUUUCACAGCAAUUUCUUAGAAAUCGGUAGCCAUUUCCCUUCUUUUUUUUUCUUCAAUUUCACAAAUUAUUCAUGUUUUUCUUCAAUUUCCAAGAUAAUUCAACAACCCCAUCUUCAUCAAAUUACAGAAAGACCUCAAAAAUGUGAGAAAGGGUGAGUCUUUCUUCCAUUUCUGAAAAAAAAAUCUCAUUUUUUGACCCCAAAUCAAAUUUAAGAUGAAUUCACCAUAUGGGGUUUUCCCAGAUGAGGUAAUUCUUCAGAUUCUUGCAAGAUUACCUGUUAAAUCAGUUUUUAAGACAAAAGUUGUGUGUAAAGUUUGGUACAAAUUGAUAUCUGAUAAAUACUUCACAAAUAUUUAUAAUGAACUCUCAGUUAAGAAUCCUAUGGUACUUGUUCAGGUUACUGAACCUUCAUCAGAAUCAAGAUCUAGUUUGAUUUGUGUUGAUAAUUUAAAAGGGGUUUCUGAAUUUUCAUUGGAUUUUGUAAAAGAUAGGGUUAAAGUUAGAGCUUCUUGUAAUGGUUUGUUAUGUUUGUCUAGUAUACCUGAUAAGGGUGUUUACUAUGUUUGUAAUCCAUUGACUAGAGAAUAUAAAUUGCUUCCUAGAAGUAGGGAAAGGCCUAUUACAAGGUUUCAUCCAGAUGGUGAAGCUACUCUUGUUGGUUUGGGUUGUGAUUUGAUGAAACAAAAGUAUAAUGUGGUUUUAGCUGGUUAUCAUAGGUCGUUUGGUCAUCGUCCUGAGAGGACGUUUAUAUGUAUGGUUUAUGAUUCAGAGUCGAACAAAUGGAGGAAGUUUGUCUCGUUGCAAGACAAUCAAUUCACACAUAUGAAUAAGAAUCAAGUUGUGUUUAUUAAUGGUGGAUUGCAUUGGUUGACGGAUAGUUGUUCGUGUAUGCUUGUUCUUGAUUUGGGUACUGAUGUUUGGAGGAAAUUCCAGUUGCCCCAUGAAAUUAGUUGUGGAGUUAGCAGUCGGGUUUAUUUGUUGGAAUUGGAUGGGCACUUGUCCGUGAUUCAGAUAUAUGAGGCUUGGAUGGUUAUUUGGGUAAUGGAGGAUUACGAGAAGGAAGAAUGGCGAAUGGUGGACAAAGUGAGCCUUCGAUGCAUUAGAGGGAUGGUACCGGGCAUUUUCCCAAUAAGUCAAAAUGACAACUAUGUUUACCUUGCUACACAUAAGCAGGUUUUGGUAUAUCAGCGAAACAGCCGUGUGUGGAAGGAGAUGUUCUCGGUAAAGGACAGCUCAACCUUGCCUUUAUGGUUCUCAGCACAUGCCUUUAGAAGCACUCUCUUUUCCUGCCAUUGACCCGAGGAUCGUGUACAUCUUUCUAUUCAACCUUUGUACAUAAUGCUAUUGUUAGUCUUAAGUCCUGUCUCUUUUACCAGUGUUCAUCUUGUUCUUUUGUUAUUUUGUGCAUGCUGUGUGGAACCUCAAAGACGGUUUUGGCUGGGAUAUAGUUAGUUAUAUGUUGACUUAUCGUGGAGAAUGACAAAUGGUUGACAAAGUAAGUCUUCAAUGCAUUAGAGGGAUGGUACCGGGCAUUUUCCCAAUAAGUCAAAGUGACAACUUUGUUUACCUUUCUACACAUAAGCAGGUUUUGAUAUAUCAAAGAAACAGCUGAGUAUGGAAGGUGAUGUACUCUGUAAAGGACAAAUCAACCUUGCCUUUAUGGUUCAUAGCACACGCCUUUACAAGCACUCUCUUUUCCUGCCAUUGAUCCGAGGCUCGUGUACAUCUUUCUAUUCAACUGUUGUACAUAAUGCUCUCAUUAGUCUAACUCUUGUUACCUUGAGCAGUCAUUGUCUUAAUAUUCUGCCAUACUGUGAAUGUUGUGUGGAACCUCAAAGGUGGUUUUGGCUGUGACGUAAUCAGUUAUUUGCUGACUCAUUGGGGAGAAAGGCAAAUGGCUGACAAAGUGAAUCUUCGAUGCAUUAAUAGGGAUGGUACUGGGCAUUUUCCCGAUAAGUCAAAAUGACAACUUUGCUUACCUUGCUACACAUAAGCAGGUUUUGAUAUAUCAAUGAAACUGCCGAGUAUGGAAGGCAGUGUACUCUGUGAAGGACAGCUCAACCUUGCAUUUAUGGUUCGUAGCUCACGUCUUUACAAGCACUCUCUUUUCCUGCUAUUGAUCCGAGGCUCACAUACAUCUUUCUAUUCAACUGUUGUACAUAAUGCUAUCAUUAGUCUCAACUUCUGUUACCUUGAGCAUUCAUUGUCUUGAUAAUCUGCCAUGCGUGUAUGCCGUGUGAAACCUCAAAGGUGGUUUUGUCUGGGAUGCAAUCAGUUAUAUGCUGACUUAUUGGGGAGAAAGGCAAAUGGCGGACAAAGUGAGUCUUUGAUGCAUUAGAGAGAUGGUACCGGACAUUUUACCAAUAAGUCAAAAUUGACAACUAUUGUUACCUUGUGCUACACAUAAGCAGGUUUUGAUAUAUCAAAAAAACAGCCGAGUAUGGAAGGUGAUGUACUCUGUGAAGGAAAGGUCAACCUUGCCUAUUUGGUUCGUAGCACACAUCUUUACAAGCACUCUCUUUUCCUGCCAUUGAUCCUAGGCACGUGUACAUCUAUCUACUAUCAUUAGUCUAACUCCUGUCACCUUGAGCAAUCAUUGUCUUGAUAUUCUGCCAUACUGUGUGUGUCGUGUGGAACUCAAAAGUGGUUUUGGCUGGAAUAUAAUCAGUCAUAUGCUGACUUAUUGGGGAGAAAGGCAAAUGGUUAGUCUUCGAUGCAUUAGAGAGAUGGACCGGGGAUUUUCCAAUAAGUCAAAUUGACAGUUAUUGUUACCUUGCUACACAUAAGCAGUUUUUGAUUUUGAUUUAUCAAAGAAACAGCCAAGUAUGGAAGGCGAUGUACUGUGUAAUGGACAGCUUAAUCUUGCCUUCAUGGUUCGUAACACCAUGCCUUUACAAGCAGUCUCUUUUCUUGCCAUUGAUCCGAGGCUCGUGUACAUCUUUCUAUUCAACUGUUGCACAUAAUGCUAUCACUAGUCGAACUCUCAUCUCUUUGAGCAGUCAUUGUAUUGAUCUUUUGUCAUGCUGUGUAUAUAUACUGGAACCUCAGUUCAUCAUAGGUGGUUGGUUUUGACAUGAAUUAGAGCCCGUUUGGAUUGUCUUAUAAGUUA